Messenger RNA from Cyprinus carpio (common carp), 2057 nucleotides. RefSeq names its product poly(ADP-ribose) glycohydrolase-like (gene pargl). The transcript is spliced from 16 exons. Bases 195 to 1835 code for a protein of 546 amino acids. NCBI's taxonomy places the organism in Eukaryota, Metazoa, Chordata, Actinopteri, Cypriniformes, Cyprinidae. Gene Ontology annotation, biological process: regulation of DNA repair; ATP generation from poly-ADP-D-ribose; nucleotide-sugar metabolic process. Gene Ontology annotation, cellular component: nucleus; cytoplasm. The record is from RefSeq and is a predicted model, not a curated record. Gene Ontology annotation, molecular function: poly(ADP-ribose) glycohydrolase activity.
UUAAGAAAGUAAUGAAUGGUUAUAAUAAUUGGAGUGUGGUGCCAUCUUGUGGUUGAUGUGACGAAUGGUAACCGAGCAAGUGACCGACCAUUAGAAGGUGUUACAAAUAAAUGUAAUCAUCACAAGCAUUCAGACACUGAACGUCAACAUCUGGGACGAACAAUUAAAGACGAACAAUCCUCUCAAAGUGCACUAUGAACACUUCAGCUGCUUCCAGUUUAGGAACCAAUCCGAAACCGGGAUCCACAUAUCCCAUCAAGAACCUCAAGACAAUGCAAGACUUCAACAAAGAGCUUAACCAGCCACUUCUCAAGAAAGGACAUACAAUACUGAUAGAUAUGACAUGUUUCCAAAGUGGUGUAAUUGUCCCUUAUCAAGGGACUCAUGUUUGGGAUUCCCACCAUGUGAAGUUACCACAUCUGUAUCCACCGCCUGAAUCCCCCAACAAGUCCCAUUCACCCCCCUCUCACUGGGACGUCACCUGCCGUGCGUUGCACAAUCUCACUAAAGGAAAUAACUCUAUUGGGGAUGUUCAGACCGCAAUAAUGUCUUACAAUUCCAACAACAAGGACAGAUGGACUUUUGAUGCACUCUUUUUAUAUGGUCGGCACUUACAUGCGAAGGACAAUAAUCUCCAUUUGCUGAUCCCAAAUAUGGCCCAACUAGCUCUUGAUUUACCUGAACUCAUUAAACAGCCCAUCCCUCUCCUGCGACAGCAACAGAACCAGGCCAUAACAAUGUCUCAGCAGCAGAUUUCCUGUCUGUUAGCAAACGCCUUCUUCUGCACCUUUCCUCACAGGAACGACACUAAACCUGGUUCAGAAUACGCCAACUACCCCACCAUCAACUUCAGCAGGUGUUACACUGAUCACAUUACACUGGUUCAUUCUGAUCUGAAAAUACUGGUAUUGUAUCAGUUCAUUAUAUAUAUAUAUAAAACCCGGGCACAGAAACUGAGGGCCAUUUUCCAUUACUUCAACACAGUGACAAAUAAAAGUCAUAAUCAAGAUCCAGCAAAACCAGAUGGACUGGUUACUUUUGAAAGGACUAGCAUUCAAAAAUCACAGCUCCCUAAAUGGAAAAUACAGAAGAAGACUCUUACGAACCUUCACAUCUCUUCAGAAGGAUCCAUUGAGCAUGAGGGUACAGGGAUGCUGCAGGUGGACUUUGCCAGCAAAUAUAUUGGUGGUGGGGUGCUGGGAUCAGGAUUGGUUCAGGAGGAGAUCCUCUUCUUCAUGAGUCCAGAACUCAUCGUGGCCAGACUCUUCACUGAGAAACUGGCUGAUAACGAGUGCCUCAAGAUCACAGGUCCUCAGAUGUACAGCUUUACUUCUGGCUACAGCAAAACCUUUUCUUGGGUGGGUCCAUACAAUGAUCCAACAAAGCGGGAUAACUGGAAGAGACGUUAUCGGCAGAUUGUUGCCAUCGAUGCUCUUGACUUCAAGAACCCGAAGGAACAGUACACUAAAGAGAACAUAAAACGAGAACUCAACAAGGCGUUUGUGGGAUUCCACGGAGACAUGAAAACAGCCAUCGCAACGGGCAACUGGGGCUGCGGUGCCUUUAAAGGGGAUCCUAAACUCAAAGCUCUCAUCCAGUUGAUGGCUGCCGCGGUGAGCGGACGAGACAUGGCUUACUUCACCUUUGGCAAUAAAGAACUUGCAAAAGAAAUACAAAGAAUGCAUGAGAUGCUGACCAUCAACAAAGUGACCGUGGGUAAACUGUACAAGUUGCUGAAGAAGUUCUGUGGAAACUGCGCUCAUGAACGUGGCUCGCCAACAGACCUGUACAAAUUCAUCAGAGAGAAGAUCGGGCAGAAGGAUAAUUUACUGUAAACAGAAGUAGUAAAAACAGUUCAGCAGUAUUAAAUAUGUCAAGCUAAACUCUGAAGGAAUUGAAUAAUGAUACAACUGUACUACUAUACAAAAAAACAGUUGAAAUGUUUAUCUUGUAAGACCACAGGUGUCAAAAAUUGAAUUAUUUACCUUAAUUAAAAAGCUUUAUAGUCAUUCAGUAACAGUAACAUCCAAUAAAGGACACAUUUCACUUCUUUAAUG